Molecule: messenger RNA, 897 nt
Organism: Pocillopora damicornis (cauliflower coral)
Lineage: Eukaryota; Metazoa; Cnidaria; Anthozoa; Scleractinia; Pocilloporidae
Product: GFP-like fluorescent chromoprotein amFP486
Biological process (GO): bioluminescence
Source: RefSeq, a predicted model, not a curated record
GCAAAACAGAAUUCAGGAAAGUGUCAAAGUGGGUCAUUUGUAGUCUCAGGACAUUGCAUUUCAUAGCCGCGUAAAUGCUCUUCCCGCUCAGGCAAGAGUCACGUCUACGGUUGUAAAGUGGAUCUCAAGAUGUCUCAUUCAAAAUGUGUUUUAGCCGAUACCAUGAAGAUGACAUGGCUUAUGGAGGGCUGUGUCAAUGGUCAUGCGUUCACCAUCGAAGGAGAAGGCACUGACAAACCUUACGAAGGCAAACAAACAGGGACGUUCCGUGUUACACAGGGCGGACCCCUUCCAUUUGCCGUUGACAUAGUGGCACCGACUUUAAAGUAUGGAUUUAAAUGUUUUAUGAAGUACCCUGCUGAUAUUCCUGACUAUUUCAAGCAAGCAUUUCCCGAGGGUCUGACAUACGACAGGAAAUUAACAUUUGAAGAUGGAGGGUGUGCCACGGCCACCGUGGAAAUGAGCCUCAAAGGCAACACUCUUGUGCACAAGACCAAUUUCCAAGGUGGCAACUUUCCCAUCGACGGGCCUGUCAUGCAAAACAAGACGCUUGGCUGGGAACCAACCUCGGAGAAAAUGACUCCUUGUGAUGGAACAAUCAAGGGAGACACUAUCAUGUACCUUUUGGUCGAGGGAGGGAAAAUGCUGAAAUGUCGAUAUGAAAAUAAUUACAGGGCCAAGAAGGUGAUACAGGAGAUGCCACCGAGCCAUUUUGUGGAUCUCCGCCUUGUGAAAACCAACCUUGAUAAGGAAGGUUUGAAGUUUCAACUGGAAGAACAUGCCGUAGCAAGAAUCCUCGAGGUUUGAGGAUUACUGGGGAGUCACUAUCAUUGUGAGUCUCGACAUUGUUUGUACAACAACAUGAGAUGAAUAAAGAAGAGCGUUUUCAACCUCAAA